This is a messenger RNA of Lytechinus pictus (painted urchin), 1536 nucleotides long. Its product is annotated as complement C1q tumor necrosis factor-related protein 4-like. NCBI's taxonomy places the organism in Eukaryota, Metazoa, Echinodermata, Echinoidea, Temnopleuroida, Toxopneustidae. The transcript has 3 exons. The coding region runs from base 18 to 590 and encodes 190 amino acids. The record is from RefSeq and is a predicted model, not a curated record. Gene Ontology annotation, molecular function: protein binding.
UAUCUACGAUCGAACGCAUGGUGGCGCAAGAGAUUGCUUCGGUACUGUCUACAUUCAAUGACUCCUCAUCGUCCAAUUCGAGCAGCAACACGGUUUAUUCCGACAUCAGCGAUGAGGGCAUGACGACGUCGGAGGAAAUCGAGAUCCUUGCCGAAGAUCUACUCGGGAUUCCUACUUCUCGUAGGAGAAAGUCGGCCUUUUCAGUUGCAAGUAUGACGUCACUCUUGGGGUCAACGUCACCACAGUACGUGACCUUUGACCAUGUCUACGUCAACAAAGGACGAGAUUAUCUCAUGGACAACCACACGUUUGCCUGUGAGAUCACUGGAUUCUAUUUCAUUACGUUCAACUUGAGGUCAUUUGACGGCCGCAAUCUUGGCGUAUCGCUGAUCAAGAACGACGAGGUGAUGACGGCGAUCUAUUCGGACGCCAGCACUCGCAACGUUAUGGAGAGCCAGAGCAUAAUCUUACACCUCGAACGGGGGGAUCGGAUUUAUUUACGACUCGGCCCUUCGACAACCUACGGAAUUUACAGCGAUUCUCGGAAGUACAGUACCUUCAGCGGCUUCCUCUUGUACCGCGGAUAUUAGGAGGCGGUGUUAAAUGGAAGUUUGUUUUGUCAGAGGGGGGGGGGGGGGGGGUGCAAGAAGAUGCCAGGGAGGGGAAAGAGAGGGACAGAGAUGUUACGAAAAGGCUUGUGCCAUCCAGCUAUAAACCCAACGCUUUGUGUAAAUUUAAGUAAAAAUAGACGAGUCCAAUUUACCCGAUGUUUUGUGAAUAUUAAAAGCCAAAAUUAUACACAUUGUCGGGUAAAUUGGACUCGGCCUACCGGGAAUUUAGGGGGCAUUUUCCUCGAAUUGUUGGGUUACGCGAUCACCCGAUAUGAUGGCACAAGCCAAACAAGUGGGGCAGAUGAUAUGGAGAGUUAUUAUGCUUUUCACACUGCAUUUCCUCAACCCCAUACGAUCCUUAUUCCCGGACUAUCCUUAACCCCAUACUGUCUUUUUUUUUCACGCUGUCUUUUUUAACCCCAUACUAUUUGCUUAGAAGUGGUUAGCGCCUUAACCCCGGACUAUCGUACAGAUCAUGAAUAUUGAUGAUUUUGCCACACAGAGCGCGAAUAACGUGCAAUUUCGACUUAUGUGAUUGGCUAAUGCUUUGCCCCACUUUUCCUUAGCCCGGUUUCGUUUCACUCUGCAUCUCUUAGCACCGCAAUAAGCCGGCUAACCCUGCUUUUUUGCAGGGCCGGAUAGUACUGUAUUUACCGUGCUAGCCCACUUUGCUGAAACGUAGUGUGAAACCGAAGUGGGCUAAGCUUUGGUGGGGCUGAGACCCCUCCCGCCUUAGCCCCACCAAUUUCCCAAGAGUGAAGAAAUUAUGUGCAGUGUGAAAAGUAUAUCAGAGAAAGAGAGAGAGAGGGAGGGGGCAAGUGGGUCACGGUGAAGAAGAUAAACCGAUCAAUGAAAUAAUCAUUACCGAUGACAUGAUUAAUAGUUGCAAAAACUUCAAUAAAAUUUUUUGAUACGCGUGUACAGU